AGGAAGCUGUGCACUGGCAAAGGCCCUUUCCUCGGUCUGGUAGAAAACUGGCAGCUUGAUGGGGAGAGUAAUGAUUACUAUUUUGUCCCACCCUCAUUCCUAGCAACUUGGCUUGCAGAGAGAUUGCUACAAAGGCGGUUGCGUUGCAGAGCUGGCUGCCGGCAUUUUGGGGGUGAACCUGUGGUGAUUUCCCCCCCUCCCCCCCGGGAAAUGGAGAACUGGGCCAGGGACCACGGCCCGGAAAUCUGUGCUCAGGUAGUCGCCCUGGCGGAGGAUUUUCUGCUGAGGCAGCGUGAAACGGAGAGAUGGGAUCCUCAGGUGGCAGCUGCAAGCCUUUCAGACCCGGAGCAGGCUCCCUCAGAUGCUGAACAGGAAUCAAGAUUUAAUCGGGAAGAAGAUGAGGACACCAUUUCACGGGGUGAUGGGCAGGUGAGUGAAAGAGAGGAGGCUCAUGUUCCUCUGGAAAGCUCUGAGCCUGAGGAACUGAAUGGGACAUCCUUAGGAGAAGAAACCUGGGCCAUUUCUCAAUUUGAUGAGAUGGGGGAGACAUCCACCAAUCACCAGGCAUCAGGCAGACAUGAAGGAAGCUACCAAAGAAACAGACUGGACAUUCCUGUUUUACCUUACAAAGUGGACAGCUGGGAGCGGAAGGAACCCAGAAUCAGGGCAAGAAUCUACAACUAUGGGGGACUGAAGAUGUGUAUGGACUGUGGGAAAACCUUCAAGCAGAGCUCAAGUCUAUACAGGCACCGGAGGCUCCACACAGGAGAGAAACCUUACAGCUGUCCAGAGUGUGGCAAAAGCUUCAGCCGGAAGUCUCACCUCAUUGCUCAUGAGAGGACUCACACAGGGGAGAAACCCUAUGACUGUACAGAGUGUGGAAAAAGCUUCAGCCGGAAGUCUCACCUUACCACACAUGAGAGAAUUCAUACAGGAGAGAAGCCCUAUAAAUGUGGGGAGUGUGGGAAAUGUUUCAGUCAGAGUUCAGCCCUUGUGGCACAUGAGAGAUCCCAUACUGGUGAGAAGCCAUUUAUAUGCCUGGACUGUGGGAAGAACUUCCAUCGACGGUCUGGUCUUUCAGCACAUGAGAGGACCCACACAGGAGAGAAACCAUAUAAAUGCACAGAGUGUGGGAAGAGUUUUAGUCAAAGCUCAGGACUUCUGGCCCAUGAGAGAACCCACACAGGGGAGAAACCAUACCGGUGCACAGAGUGCAGUAAAAGCUUCUGUGAACGCACAGCCCUUGUUAGACAUUUGAGAACCCACACAGGGGAGAAACCAUAUACAUGUGCGGAGUGUGGGAAGAGCUUCAGUCAGAGCUCAGGCCUUUUAGCGCAUGAACGGACUCACACUGGAGAGAAACCAUACAAAUGCUCAGACUGUGGGAAAAGCUUCGCCCACCGCUCUGACCUUCUGCGACAUCAGAGAAUCCUAAAACGGAGUUCUACAAGAGACAAACCAUAUCACUGCUUAAAGUGCGGCAAAAGCUUUGGCUGGAAGUCCUCACUCGUUACGCACAACAGGACCCACACUGGCGAAAAACCCUACAAGUGUUCUGACUGUGGGAAAAGCUUCAGCAUUAACUCUCAGCUUAUAAGGCACAAAAGGAUCCACACAGGUGAGAAGCCCUACCAUUGCACAGACUGUGGCCGAAGCUUCAAUCAGAUUGCAUCACUCAUUUCCCACAAGAGAACCCACACAGGAGAGAAGCCCUAUGAAUGCUCAGAGUGUGGAAAGUAUUUUGGCACAAGGACAACUCUCAUCAUGCACAGACGGGUGCACACAGGAGAGAAACCAUAUCACUGUGCAAACUGUGGGCAGAGUUUCAGUCAGAGGACACAUCUAGUCAUACAUGAGAGAACUCACACCGGGGAGAAACCAUACAAGUGCUCCCAGUGUGUGAAAAGCUUCACUUACAGUGCACACAUGAUAAUACACGAGAGGACACAUACUGGUGAGAAACCAUAUAAAUGCUCCGAGUGUGGGAAGUGCUUUAGUACAAACUGUAACCUCAUGAAGCACACGAGAGUCCACACAGGUGAGAAGCCGUAUAAAUGCUUGGAUUGUGGGAGGAGUUUCAGUGACAAAGCCUCCCUUAUUGUACAUGAAAGAACCCAUACUGGUGAGAAACCUUAUGAGUGCCAAGAGUGUGGGAAAAGCUUCACCUCAAGUUCCAACCUCAUAACACACAAAAGGGUCCACACGGGUGAGAAACCUUACAAAUGCUCUGAGUGCGGGCAAAGCUUUGUUCACAGGCCACAGCUUGUCAUACAUAUCCGGACACACACUGGGGAGAAGCCAUACGAAUGUCUAGAGUGUGGCAAAAGCUUCAAUCAGAAAGCUGAUCUCAUUAUUCAUGGGAGGACCCAUACAGGAGAAAAGCCAUAUGAAUGUGCCGAGUGUGGGAAGAGCUUCAUUUCCAGCUCGUAUCUUAGGAAACAUGAAAGGCUGCACAUGGGAAAGAAAACUCAAGCUGGGGAAGAAUCCCACAAAUGUACGUACUGCUGGAAAAGCUUCAUCAGCCGAUCCAAACUUCUCAUCCACGAGCGAACACACACAGGAGAGAAGCCGUUUGAGUGUGGUGAGUGCAGGAAAAGCUUCAGCACAAGUUCCAACCUUGUCAAUCACAAAAGGGUGCAUACAGGAGAGAAACCCUACCAGUGUUUAGACUGUGGACAGAAGUUCAGCACUAACUCGAACCUCGUCAAUCAUAGGAGGGUGCACACAGGAGAGAAACCGUACGAAUGCUCUGAUUGUGGUCAAAGCUUUGGUCAUAAAGCGUCUCUUAGAAGGCACAAGAGAAUUCAUACAAGAGAGACAGCCACUUGAGUGCUUGCUCUGGAAAAGGUGUUCAUUCUAAUUCUCAUCAUAAAUCAGAGGCAUACAGUCUUCAGUUUGAGGCUGCCUGAUACAGCUCCAGAUGUCUCUUUUAUGGAAGAACAAAAUACAGACCAGGAUUGGGACAGAGACCCUUAUAUGUUUUAUUCACAGGACUUCAUUAGAAGAACAAAAGUGAUGCUGUUUCUUAAAAAGCACAUGUAUCCCAGAAUUUCACAAAAAUGAGUUAUUUUUCCCAAAUUAGACAUCAGUUUGCUCAUGAGUCAUAAAACGUUUACUGAUCUGUAGAUUGUAAAAUGUACAAACUUGCAAGAUUUCAUGCAGAUCCAGAUUCCUGCAUUCAGGAUUCCUACUGAGUAGCACGUUCUCCCUGACCUGUCAUGGGCUACCUGUUAUAUUGAGCAAAGGGGUCAUACUGGCAACAGGUCAUUGAUCAAUAUAUGAUGGGGUGGCUUCCAUCUUGUGGGACUGGCUGGGGUUUUUUUCCCAUAGAAUCUCAUGGCCUGUUAGUGUAUGCUCAGUAUACAAAGAGGAGAUUUCAUACUCAGGAUUUCUUAACAAUUAAGGCAGAAUAGAUCUCGGGAUUGCAUCACCAAAAUAAUUUACUUGACUGUAUAGCACCCUUCUUUAAAUAUUACACUAUAUGCUGUCAUAUCCAGAAUGAGUUCCAUGGUGCUGUCCCACCCCACCCCUUUUUUCUCUCAUACUCUCAUACACCCCUCCCCAUGAUAUUUCACUCUCUGGCUGCAUGACCUUCAGCUGUCCUUAGCUCAGCUGGUCCCUGAAGCGAUUGUCCUUUCUUCCCUUGCUGCCUAUUAUGUUUGGAACCAACUCCUAACAUAUCCAUGUGACAUUCAUGUCUCUCUCUCUCUCUCUCUCUCUCUCUCUCUCUCUUUCAGUCUCCCCCCCAUUUCAAAUCCUUCUACAAAACCUACUGUACCCAUGAAGACUUUCACACAAACCCAAAUCUUUACUUUCAGCUGAUCCUGAGCCUGUGGAAUCAAAGAAAUACAGGUCCUUCUCAUUUACACUUGCCUCAGUCUACAGACCACCACAACCCUUCCUUUGCCAAAUUUUAGGGUGUAAGCAUCUUAGGGCAGGGACCCGUUGUUUCUCUACAGCAAUGUCCCCGACUUUUCAAGCCUCUGACCACCUGUGGAAUUUUGACACAAAGUGUUGGACACAACCACAAAAUGGUUGCUUCAGGAGGUUGGGCUGACCACAGAUUAGACAAAAUAAGGGUUUAAAAAUUUACUAGGAGAGAGCAAUUAAAACCAAUUUUGGGGUGUCCGCUGCCACUGAAACACCAUUAUUUUAAUCUGCACCACCAAUCCUUAAUAAUCAGUCAGAAGCCCCUCUGGACAUCAGCCCCACCAGGCCCCACACACUUUUUAAAAACACUUGGACUUGGUGGGCACUAAGGAAGGAGUCAGUGGGCACCACCUUCCUCCACACAGCAUUGAUAGUCCUAUCUAAAUAGUAAUAAUAGAUGGCGAUUGAUAAGUGAUCUUGAAUAUGUAUUUUAAGAACAUUAAAAAACCCUGACUGGGUUAGGCCAAGAUCUAUCUCAUCCAUCAAGAACUACAACACAAAACCAUACAAGACAGUCCUCUGGAAGCUACCAACAAGUCAUCCAUCUGUGAUUUACAGAACAUUUUCUGCCUACCCUCCUUAUAAAAUAAAGUACAACAGAAGCAUCAUCUAUACAUGCAGCCAGAUUUGGUGGUAGACUCCUGAGACGUUGGAAGGGGCUCUAUUCUGUCAGAAUGCAGAAGACGGAUACUUUUUUCAAGUACCCUUUUGUGGGAAAGAAACCCACCAGUGAAAAACUAGCACUUCACAGAGAAAGCCCAGAUUACACCCUGCAGAUACUCUCAUUUUAGCAUUCCUCACAAGAUGGUUGUGGGAAUAAACUGGAGAAAGCCUGCUUCCCUAAGAUAAGUUUUUAUCCCACAUUUUUUUUCUGUGGAGCUCUUCGUGACCUUCAUGGUUCUUCCAUCUCAAUUUUAUUCUCACAAUUAUUCUGUCAGGUCAGGUUGAGAGAGAUUAGCUCAAGGUCAUCCAGCAAGCUUCCAUGGCAGAGUGGGGAUUUGACCCACUACAUCUCCUUUCCUAAUUGGAUAGUCUAACUGCCUGGUCAUAUUGGCCCUUCUUCUCCCUGGAAAGCAGAGUAGACUGCACAGAAUGAUAGGGACCAAAGGCGGACUCCUCUGAUGGAGCCCCUGCCUCAUGAACAGAGGGUCCCUGGUUCAAACCCUAACAGGUGUUGAUAAUGAACAUGGAGAACCACUGCUGGUCAGAGGAACAAGCUUUGUGUUUUGUUUUGGGAGACACUGUAACUUAGACAUAGGUCCCUCCCUUCAUGUGCAGAAGAUCACAGAUUCAACCCUUGGCACUGGAAAAUACCAUUUUCAGCCUGAGACCAGCCCUUGCAGACAGUCCUAACAUAAAACGAGUCUGUGACUGUGUUUCAGGCAGCCUCAUAUGUUUCUCCCUCAAGAAAGGGAUGGAAAUAGUACACACUGGGCCUCCAUAUUUGCGUCCCUCAACCUGGAGUGUCUGUGUUACACUGGGCACCUCUUGGUGAGCAUGUGACCCCAAUCACCCUUGGAUCUGAAGGUUGGUAUCUACAGGCCAAAAUUACCAGACUGAAUUCUAAAGAUGAAGAUGGUCACGGCGUUCCCUCUUCAUGCCAUGUGGGUCUUCCCUUGCCUAGGUCAAGGGAAUAGUAGUGUGCACUUGAUCAUGUUAAUUUUAGUUUUGUCUUUUGUUAUCUGAGUUUGAUGGUUCAUUGGCUGUAUUUUACUUUAGGGUUGUGGAAUAAACUUCGUUGAGUUUCA
Messenger RNA from Sphaerodactylus townsendi, 5678 nucleotides. RefSeq names its product zinc finger protein 271-like. The coding region runs from base 211 to 2829 and encodes 872 amino acids. The record is from RefSeq and is a predicted model, not a curated record. Gene Ontology annotation, molecular function: RNA polymerase II cis-regulatory region sequence-specific DNA binding; DNA-binding transcription factor activity, RNA polymerase II-specific. The transcript is spliced from 6 exons. Lineage: Eukaryota; Metazoa; Chordata; Lepidosauria; Squamata; Sphaerodactylidae. Gene Ontology annotation, biological process: regulation of transcription by RNA polymerase II.